Messenger RNA from Fopius arisanus, 1881 nucleotides. RefSeq names its product rogdi atypical leucine zipper (gene rogdi). The record is from RefSeq and is a predicted model, not a curated record. The transcript has 6 exons. NCBI's taxonomy places the organism in Eukaryota, Metazoa, Arthropoda, Insecta, Hymenoptera, Braconidae. Bases 239 to 1021 code for a protein of 260 amino acids. Gene Ontology annotation, cellular component: RAVE complex.
UUCCAACUGACAGCACUCAUAGAAAUUAAUAUUUGACAGCUACCGAUACGUCACAUCACUCACACAUUGGAAUAAUGAUAAGUUAUCAAAGAGCGGAUGAGAGAAUAAAAUAUUGUGGGGGAUAUUAAUUCGAUAUCUGUCCUGUAGUAAUUCAUGUCAUUCAGGAAGAAUUCAUCUGCUGUCGAUAAAUUAUUGAUUUAUUUCGCUACUGGACGACUUCUCACUAUUAUUUAUUAUCAUGGUGAUAAUGGAUGAAUCUCAAAUGGAGUUCGAGUGGGUGUUGCAUGAUGAGGUGCACUCGUCUUUGUCACAAUUACGAGGAAUUUUAAUGGAAUGUGCACAAAGAUUUCCUCUGGCGCUCUUCGGUAAUGACCAACAAUGCAAAACCGACAGAUUUGUUUUUGCUGGGCCUCACGACCAAGUGAAAUGCGUUGCAGUGCUCACAGGGGACAGCAUAACUAAUGCAGAAGUGACUUUCAAAGUCCAGAGACAGCAGAGUGUCUCGAUGAGGACUAGUAUACAGAACGAUCAUCCAUGGAAAUUACAACAAAUUCAGGACGCAGCUAAUCACCUCCAACAGGCCAUAGCACACAUUGACAAUGUGGAUAAACAGUAUUCAUUCAAAACUUCCGACGAGGUGAUGCAUAUCCUCGGAAAUAUUCUUGGAUGCCUCCAGAGAAGCAGAACUAGUCUCAUUGUGCCUAAGAAAAAAGCGAUUGAUGAUUUGAUCAAGAGCCGAAAUAUGAAAUCAUUGAAUCCAAAUUUACCGGAAAACUUGGCGAUAAGUUUUUAUAUACAGAGUUACAAGCUCGUUCUGGCUGUUUAUCAGUUGGAAAGUACCCAUGGAAGUCUGAAAUAUGAGUCUCAGCAGGCUGAGUGCAGUGUUCCUUGGUUAAAUGAUGCUCUGGUGCUCCUGACGAUAUCCCUCCAGUUAUGUCAAAGGUUAAAGGACAAGAUCUGUGUAUUUUCCCAGUACAAAGACUUCACCGUGGGUUCACGAGUGCCAUCGGCCAUGGGCUGAUAAACCCCAGUACUAAAGGACGUAAUAAAACUCUUAACCAUCAGUUUUUUUACGUAAUUUCGGUUAAAAUAGAAAUUACGGUAACAGUCAAUCUCCUAGAGAAGAUAAAUCAGCCAUUAAGUUAGUGCCACCUAAUUCAGGACGUAAAAACCCACUUGAAGUAAAUAUUUCUCUUCUUCAAACCUGAAAUGUUGGAGCAAUGAUUUCCAUUUAUGUAUUUGUCGUGUACUUCAAUGUACAGAAAGAAUUUUCACUCCAAAAAAAUCAAGGAUAUAAAAAAAUCAAUUGCAGUCAAUAAUGAUUUGUAAAAUAUUUGGAUAAAUUUGGCUGCAAAGAAUUUUCCAAAAAUUUUCAUUUAUGAAUGUCAUUAUUGAGAAUGGAAAUAUAUUUCGGGGAAUUUUGUCCGGAGUUACUCGCUAAUUAACGAGAAUAAUUGUUUUUCCAAUCACUGAAAUGGGAAGAGUCUUAAAAAAACAUCUGACAAUAAUUGUAUUCAAGUUAGUGGAAGUUUUAAUGGAAUCGACGAACAAUUAUACGUUUAAUUGGCAUUGAGGUGUUUUAGCACGUUAAUUAGAGGCCAUGGAUGGAUUAUGCAAUGAAUUUUCCCAUCAGAAUAAAUUAAUCAUUUGAAUUUGUUGGGAAAAGUGACUAAUUACAACCAAUUCGCACCGUUGUAUGUCAUAGAAUAAUUUAUCAAUGAAUAAACAGUGAUUGAUAUAUUGUUUUGAGAUAAAUAAAUCGAUUUGAGUGAUUGUUGCUAAAAUGGUUCUCACGUAAUCGUUGAGUAAGCAUUUUUAUGCUUAACAUUAUGUCAAUUUUAGGACUUUUGUGCUAAUAAAUUUAUUGUUUGUUCCAGUUAA